This is a messenger RNA of Linum trigynum, 3760 nucleotides long. The record is from the annotation of a GenBank genome assembly. NCBI's taxonomy places the organism in Eukaryota, Viridiplantae, Streptophyta, Magnoliopsida, Malpighiales, Linaceae.
GUCCUCUUUAUUUAGAAAUUAUCACAUUUAUCUCUAUAGUUGGAGAAUCUAUUCAAGUAUCAAGGCAUACCUAAAAACCUCUUCUAAAAACUAGGGGUGGCUAUAUGGUCCGGUCCGGUUAAAUUGGACCAAAUUGAUCCGAUCUCAGUCCGGUCUUUUCGGGAAUAUAAGGACCAAAGAUUGGAUUGGAUACACUCCGGUCUUGAUCCGGUCCGGUCCCAAUUUGAUUUUAAUUUUAGAUUGAGCUUGUGGGGAUUUGAGUGUUGGGGUCUCUUAUCCGGGUUUUUUUUACCUCAAAUCUAAGCCCUAAUAUGAGAUUGGAUUGUUUGCUAUCCGGUCCCAGUCCGGUCCUGGUCCAGGUUAUACGGUCCGGUUUCGGGUAAAACCAAACAGUCCUGGACCAAAUUGCCAGCCCUACUAAAAACCUCUUGCACAUAUGAGAUAAUCCAGCUUAAUCCAAACACUGGUCUAACCACACCCAACCCUCCUUGGUCCAUUCUCCAACCAUCGAUCCACCCCACCAAGUGAGUGCCACUGCCACCCUUCCCCUAACGCUUCUUCUGAUGCCUUCUAGUUUGUCCACCUUUGCAGCCGGACAUUAUGCUAGCUCCAGGCCAACAAAUACACCAAACUGGGAAUCUAAAAGCCCAAUGUUAAUUCCGGUUCAAUAAUAUUAUCCACAAUCUUGACAUCUUGUUUCUUCUCAUGGCGGUAAAUCAAUUCGGUCCAACCCUGGUUGGAUCCAGACCCCAUUUAUCCAAACCCCUGAAAUCCCGUGAUUGGCGGGUUUAAAAAAAAAUAACUUAAAAAAUCGUUGGCGCGUGUACUUCAAUCGCCCACCCCCUUUCCCCCUCUGAGUCUCUCUCCAUCUCAUCUCUCUUCCCGAGCAGUACUGUAAAUUCCAAACCCUUUUUCUUUACUUUCUCUCCCCUCUCUCUCUCUCCUUUUCCCCUUUCCGUUCAUCUCAGCUAGCUAGUGGCCACAAACACUUCCCCCAUUUUCUCCCUUUCUUCUUCUCCUCCCCCACAUUGCCUUCGAUCCAUUCUCCGUCCGCCGUCUGAGCCCUCUCUUCGCAUCAAUCGAAACUCCAACCAUGGCUACACCACCACCGCGGCCUUCUUCGUCGCUGCUCGUUUUCCUCUCCUCCGUCUUCCUCUACCUAGCAGCAGUCUCCGAAUCCAAGCUCUCCUACAGCUACUACGACAAAUCCUGCCCCAAAUUCGCCCAGAUCAUCCAGGACACCGUCACCGACAAGCAAAUCAAGAGCCCCACCACCGCCGCCGGAACCUUACGCCUCUACUUCCACGACUGCUUCGCCAACGGCUGCGACGGCUCCGCCCUCAUCUCGUCCACCGCAUUCAACAGGGCCGAGCGCGACGCCGACAUCAACCUCUCCCUCCCCGGCGACGCCUUCGACCUCGUCACGCGCGCCAAAGUCGCCCUCGAACUCGCCUGCCCCAACACCGUCUCCUGCUCCGACAUCCUCGCCGUCGCCACACGAGAUCUCGUCACCAUGGUCGGCGGGCCCUUCUACAGCGUCCUCCUGGGCCGCCGCGACUACCGCGUCUCCAAAUCCUCCGCCGUCCCGGGGAAUCUCCCUUUACCUUCCAUGUCCACAUCGCAGAUGAUCGAAAUGUUCGCCGCCAGAGGGUUCUCCGCCCAGGAGAUGGUGGCCCUCAGUGGCGCCCACACCAUUGGAUUCUCCCACUGCAAGGAGUUCACCGGGCAGCUCUACAGCAACGGCACGGGAUCGGGUGGGUAUAAUCCUAGAUUUGCGCAGGCGCUGCAGAAGGCGUGCGCGAACUACAAGAAGGACCCGUCUAUCUCGGUGUUCAACGACAUCAUGACGCCCAACAAGUUCGACAAUUUGUACUACCAGAACUUGCCCAAAGGGUUGGGCCUGCUGGCGUCCGACCACGGGCUCGUCUCCGAUAGCCGGACCCGGCCGUUUGUGGAGCUGUACGCCAGGGAUCAGAACAAGUUCUUCCAGGAUUUCGCCAAGGCGAUGCAGAAGCUGAGCGUCUACGGGAUCAAGACUGGGAGGAGAGGCGAGAUUAGGCACAGAAGAACCAAUUCCUUACAUGUGCGCAGCCGGCUUUCAAGGCAUACUUCCUCGUCAUUUCCCACCGGAGACAGUUGCAGUUAACAUCUCGACACUGUUGUUCAUAAAGAAAUGAUAAACAGUUGCGGACAGUCUCAGGGUUUCUUCAUCAGGACAUUUCAAAUUCCUACUCGGCAGAGCUACUUGCAGCAUUCUUGUUUAUAAUCACCCGUCACAUACUUAAGGUGCGUGCUCCGAUUUCUUUGGGGUGGUACCCUCCCUAUUGAUUCAUUUGAUUGUGCGAGUACCAUCUAUUGAUAUCGUCUUUUUUCAAGUGUUAUGGUGUUCAAGGUGCUUUUUUUCGGAAGUUCUACUGUACUACUUAUGAAGUCGCGCACAAAUUUCUGUUGAUGUCUACGUCAAACUCAAUGGCGGAGCCACAUUUUAUCCAUGAAGAACUAUAGUCUACAUUGAAAAAUAGACUAAUUGGCAAGACUCUUGCUCCCUCUCCGAUGACCAUGGUCAAAUCUCUCAAGUAUAAAUUUUUUAGCCGCUCGUUCAGAUUUCUAACUUCGUCCUUAAAUCGAACUGUUGAUGUGAUUUGAAUCUGACUAUUAGCCGCUAUGACUUGAAUUCACGGGACUGGUUGUAAUUGCUUUUCCUUAACCAUAUUGGAUUAAGGUUGGACCUAGAAGAAGUACUAUAAAUACUUCUCAUACUCCUCUGUAAUCUGUAUCUCCUCAAGUGUAGUGAAAAAUGGCUAUCUCCUGCCCGUUGACUAGCUAACACACAUUGUGUUAGUGAAGCACGUAAAUUGUGUAUGUUCGCUUGCUCGCCAAUCCUCAUUUCUGUCCCGUGAAGUUCUCUCCUCCUUGUCGCAUGCCUCUUCUUUCCUGUCUCAUGCUCUUGUGUGUAUGCUAGUCCUCUCCGGGAAGAUCCUCCUCAAUAACUUCUGAAGAUAAUUUUCGAUGAUGUUGUCCAAGUUUCUGACUGCUCGUCUGACCUUGUUGUUCGUGACUCGGACGGGCAUGUGCUUAUGGCCUUGGGUGUCCAGCAUCAGUGGAUCUUAUGACUCGGAUCUUGGAGAACUCCUUGCAGCCAGGGAUGCAGUCUCUCUUGCAGCUUCUAGGAGUUUGCCUCGUGUCAUCCUCGAGUCGAUGCAUAAGCUAUCAUACUUUUAUAUUGCCGUCUGUUUCUCAAGUCUUUUUUUCAAUGUAUAGAUUUUAGUGCAGUUCCGCGGACUGCCAACUAGGUUGCGAGCAAGAGUGGCACGUAAAGCCCUGUUGUUGUCUUGGUUAGAGUUAGCUUCUUUUGAUUUUGUUAGUUGAUUUGUUAGUGGGAUCGGGAGGGAUUGUGGGUAGUAAUUCUUUCUAACUAUUGUCUUGACCUUACUCGGGGGGGGGGGGGGGGGGGGGGGGGGAACCACGUAAAUCGUGUAUUAUGUAUGUACGCUUUCAUUUUCUUGCAUUGUUGAAUCCUUCUAUUUUCGAUCCGCAGAAAAAAGUCGUGUCGUAAAUAAUUUUAUAGCAAAUUAUCCUGUUUUUGCAUUUAGGACAGUAAUCUACCGCCAAAAUCUCAGAUGACAAACUAUCCCUCAAAGUCGUGUGUUUAAUCAAGUACGUAGGCAUUAUCAUACAACGAUGCCAAGCCAGCUGUCUGCGGCCCGGCCCACCUGGAAAGGCUCAAAAUUGUCGGCCCAGAUAAAAGGUUUGCAUGAGG